Molecule: messenger RNA, 1293 nt
Organism: Drosophila subobscura
Lineage: Eukaryota; Metazoa; Arthropoda; Insecta; Diptera; Drosophilidae
Gene: Sps2
Product: selenide, water dikinase 2
Exons: 1
Biological process (GO): L-selenocysteine biosynthetic process
Cellular component (GO): cytoplasm
Molecular function (GO): selenide, water dikinase activity; ATP binding
Source: RefSeq, a predicted model, not a curated record
UUCCUUUCCUGCUACUAUCAACAACCAAAAUGUUUAGACCAGAAGAACAUGGACUUGAGCCCGAUUUUCAACUCACUAAUUUCUCCACCCUACGGGGAUGAGGCUGCAAAAUCCCCCAGGAUGUACUCACAAAGUACCUAAGGGGAACCGAGAUAGUUCAAUCCAACCAAAAUGACGAACACCACAUUGGCGCUGGAAUGGAUUGUGCCGUUGUGCCACUCAUGCGGCAUGGAGGAGGAGAAUAUCUGCUGGCACAAACUGUCGACUUCUUUUAUCCACUGGUAAAUGAUCCAGAGGUGUUGGGUGGCAUAACGCUGGCCAAUGUCUUGAGUGAUUUAUAUGCCGUUGGCGUGACCGAAAUUGACUCGCUGGAAAUGAUAAUAAGUGUUUCAACGGAAUUUACGGACAAGCAGCGCGACAUUGUUACGUCACUAAUCCUACAAGGGUUCCGAAAAGCAUUGGCCAGAAACGGCUACAGCCGAAUCAACUUGAAGCUGAGGCAAUUGAAGCUGAAUCCUUGGUGCAUCAUUGGCGGCGUAGCGACUUCUGUCUGCGUGAAGGACGAAAUCGUAUUUCCAACCAAUGGCCGAGCGGGAGAUGCUCUGGUACUUACAAAGCCACUGGGAACCCAGCUGGCGACAAAUGCCCAUAUUUGGCAAACAAACAAAACUGAUAAGUACAAAGUCCUCCUAACACAGUUCACUGAUAACGAGAUACUCGAGACCUUUGAAAUGGCCCUGAAGUCGAUGUCGUAUUUGAAUAAAAACGCCGCCCACUUAAUGCACAAAUAUCAGGCGCACUGUGCCACAGAUGUGACAGGAUUUGGUUUACUGGGUCAUGCAGUAAACCUUGCACAAUACCAAACGGACAAGGUCUUGUUCAAGAUCAACAAACUGCCAAUUAUCAAAAAUGUUGUGAAAUUUAGCACUCUAAUGGACCAAAGCACAAAAUUACUUGCUGGCAAAGCGGUAGAAACAUCUGGCGGUCUAUUGAUUGCCCUGCCGGCCGAGGCUGCAGACCAAUUUUGUUCCGAAUUCAAUGAGAUUACAAAGGGCGAACAGCAGGCAUUUAAAAUUGGUUACGCCGAAGCGGCAAGUGAGUCCGAUGCAGUGCUCGCAGAUAAUGUAGAGUACAUCGAAGUCAGUCUUUAAGCUGGAGGAAAAGUAAUGCAAUUAAUUGAUUGUUCAACCUAUGACGAAUGUUUCAUAAAGGCUUAAAGCUGGGAGAUAUUUGGAACUUUACACAUUUUGAGUGUGUAUUUCUGAUGAUUAAUUUAAUGUAUGCUUGGACUCU